Messenger RNA from Zonotrichia albicollis (white-throated sparrow), 3534 nucleotides. RefSeq names its product butyrophilin subfamily 1 member A1. Gene Ontology annotation, molecular function: protein binding. The record is from RefSeq and is a predicted model, not a curated record. Lineage: Eukaryota; Metazoa; Chordata; Aves; Passeriformes; Passerellidae.
AGGCCAUGUCUGCAAAGCCCCCUGGCAGCAGCUGCCCUUGCACCCUGCUUGAUUUGUGCUCAGCUGGUGCCUUCCAGGGUGAUGUGACACAGCAGAGUAGAAUGCCUUGUGUUCCCUGUGCCUGGCAAUACGGCCAUCACCCCUGGACACAGGAGGAGCUGCCUGCAGAGGUGGCACAUGCCCUGCACACAUCUCCACCAUGAGCCCACGCAGCAGGACAGAACUGGGCAGGCAGCCAGGGCAGAGCCAUCCCUCCCCUUCCUUUUCCCAGAAUGCAGCCUGGACACCCAAAGCAGGGCCACUGCUCUGCAGCUGGUGUCCCCAGGUGCCAUCCCCAGGGGCUGGAGGUGCCCAAGAGGGCUCUGAGCAUCCUGCACAGGGAGAUACAGACUCCUCCAGCACUCAGGGGCUCUUAUCAGCCACCUGCAGCUGGGCUGCAGCAGACCCUGUGAUGUAAACAGGACUGGGCACUGCAGGAACAGGAGGAAUUGCCAAAUUCAAGUGUUGGAUGAGGUCCCACAUGGGCUGGCAGCUUCAGGGCAUGGGAGGUCAUUGCCCAGAGGAUGGGAGGGAGAAGCUUGGUGGGGUGGUACCCAGACAAACUCCCAGGUCUGCUCUCCAGGCCAUCCAGCCCCUCUGGACUGUGCCCUGCUCACUCAAACAGGCUGGAAGUGCUGGGCAAGCUGGGUCCAGCCAUGGGCAGAUGAGGGGAUCAGAGGAGUGGGAAGCAGACUGCAGACCCUUCAGCCCAUCUCAAACCUGCUUUCCUGGAGUCAGCCUGCAGGCUGGGCAGGCAGUCCUCGAGUCUUGGAAUUCCCACUUUCAGCACUGAAUCCUGUCUCCCCCCCUGCUGAUUGACUGUGGAUAUGCUGGCAUCCAGGAUGGAGGCAGUAGAAAGUGAGACCCUGAUUGAUGAGGUGGAGGAGAUGAGUGGAAGAGCUGACGUGACUCUGGACCCAGACACCGCCAACCCCUUCCUCAUUCUGGCCAGUGACCAGCGAGGGGUGGGGCGGGGGCACGAGUGGGCCUUGCUGCCCGACAGCCCCAAGCGCUUUGACACGGAGCCGUGCGUGCUGGGCAGCCAGGCCUUCGCUGCAGGGAGACACUGCUGGCAGGUGGAGGUGGCCGAGGCAGGGGACUGGUGGGCAGUGGGAGUGGCCCAGGAGUCUGUCAGGAGAAAAGGGGUCCUCGGUUUUACGCCCCAGGAGGGGAUCUGGGCCGUGGGGCAGUGGUUUGGACAGUACCACGCUUUCAGUGAUCCUGACUGGACCCCGCUGCACCUUCCCUGCCUCCCCAGGGCCAUCCAGGUCUGUCUGGACUUCACAGACAAGCAGGUGACUUUUGCUGAUGCUGAGAGUGAAGCCCCAAUCUUUGCUUUCUGCCUGGCCUCGUGUGCUGGGGAGAGGCUGCGCCCGUGGCUCUGGGUGGGGAUGGACUCGUGGCUCAAGCUGUGCCCCUGACAGGGAGGGAACGUGAGGGGCAGGGGAGAGGCUGGAAAGGCAAACGCCAUCCAUCACCUUGGGUCCUGGUGCUGGGAACUGAGAGGGUCCUGCAUCCUGCUGGCUUCUCCUCAUGAGUAUCCUCUGGCCCCCAAGGAGAGGACGGGCAGCUCAUGGAGGUGGAUGCCACAACAGAGCCUCCUUUAUCCCCCCACCCCUCGGCUGGGACUGCGGGGACAACAGGGAGCACAGAGACUGGGAGCAGGGAGGAACUUGGUGCCCUUGGUCCCCUGGCAGGGACCAUCACUGAGUGCCAGGGCACUGCAGAGCUGCUCUGUACGAGGCCAUGGAAAAUAUAGCAGGGUCCAGCUCCUCCCAGGGUGCUGGUGUAGUGCCCUCUGGCUUUUUUCAAUUAAGUUAAAAAACCCCAAACAUAGCUGGAUACCCAUGAUAACACUUAUCUUCCCCACACAUCCAGAGCCUGUCCUUGCCUGAUGUGCACCAAGCACGUUUCUUGCAGCAGAGCACUGGGAGCAGUGCAGGGGCAGCAGCAGGAGCAGCUCAGGAAGGAAAGCAGAAUGCUGAGCUGGGUCUGAAACCCACAGGAGAGGCAGCAAUCCACAAGAACGGCCACAGAUCUGCCAUUCUCAAGGCCCCACCUCACAGGAUCCUGCUAAAUCCUGUCCUUAGGAGAGGAGAAGGUGAAGAGGGACAUUGCCUGGGUCCAGCCUAGAUUUCAUCAUUUCUUGUUGGACCUUCUUUACUGCCACUUCAGUUGUCAUCGUUGUGGUGGCAUCUGGGCACAGACAACAAUAUUGGCCUCCCUGCUCUACUCCAGGGGCUGCAGAGUUGCAGGACUGGGUCAAGGCCAGGUAUCUGCCCCCAGAGCUCUGCCCUAAGCCUCUUCCACUGUGGUAGCAUCAAGUCUGGGGAAACCCAGGGUUCUCUGCUCCCACAGAGGCACUUCCUACUGUCCAUGGGCAGGAGCCUCUGAGACUGUCCUAUUUUGCUUGGGAUAGAGUUCAUUUUCCUCUCAGUGGCCAGCCCAGUGCUGGCUUUGGGAUUUAGGGUGAGGAUAAUAUUGGUAGCAACAAUCCAACCAUCAGGCAUGUGGUGUUUACGUGGCCUUCUCUGUGCCUCUUGCUCUGCCAGCGAGGAGGGAAGCUGGGGGGGAGCAUAGCCAGGACAGUGACCCAAACUGGCCAUUCAGAUAUUCCACACAAUAAAACAUCCUGCCCAGUGUGUAAACUGGAGGAGCUGCUGGUCAGGGGCUGAUGGCUGCUGGGAGACAAGCUGGGCACAGAGCAGCAGGUGCUGAGCACCUACAUUGGGCAUCACUUGUUCCACUUGGGGUUUAUAUUUUUUUCAUUACAAUUAUUAUUAUCAUUAGUAUUAUUAUAUAUUACUUUUAUCUCAAUUAUUAAACUGGUUUUAUCUCAAAUAAAAAGUUUUAUUUCCCCCAUCCCCCUUGGAGGGUGGUGUGUGACUGAGUGGCUGUGUGGUGUUUAGUUGUCAGCUGGGGUUACACUGUGACAGAGGUUCAUAGCAGAAGAUUGGUGUAUGGAGAUGCAGAUUGUCAGUUCUGUAUUUUUGUCCUUUGUCAUGCAAAACGUCCCAAAAGAGCUGUGCUGUGCAUUUAGGGCCACCUACCUCAUUCAAGAAGAAGAAAUUCCUUUCUGAAAGCCAACUAAGUCCCUCAGACUGGAGAAAAGUUGGGUUUUUCAACGGAUUGGUGUCUGGGAACUUCUUCACUGGAAUUUUGUGGUCUGGAGGGAGUAAAUAUUUUGCACUGGUUUCCUUUUUGAUGUGUCUCCCAAAAAUUAAAUUUUAAAAAAUCUCUCUGGGAGUUGAGUUACGUAAUUGCAGCAUUUGUGUGAGAAAUACACAGUUUCAUGUAGCAUUGCACCACAAAGACUCAGGGGAGCUUAAAUUCAGCUCUCAUGUGUUAGAGGUCUCAGCAUGUUGGAACCACAGCGGGUAGGAAGGGUAAGGAACCCCGGGGUCCUUGAGCAAGGCUGGACCCACGUGGGCUCUGAGUGGUUCUGGGGAGGCAGUUGGGGCUGGGGGUUUGUGCCACAGCCAGCACAUGGCAGCA